This is a messenger RNA of Aspergillus heteromorphus CBS 117.55, 1758 nucleotides long. RefSeq names its product flavin-containing monooxygenase. The record is from RefSeq and is a predicted model, not a curated record. Lineage: Eukaryota; Fungi; Ascomycota; Eurotiomycetes; Eurotiales; Aspergillaceae. The coding region runs from base 1 to 1758 and encodes 585 amino acids. The transcript has a single exon. Gene Ontology annotation, molecular function: flavin adenine dinucleotide binding; N,N-dimethylaniline monooxygenase activity; NADP binding.
AUGAAGCGCGACAUCAGAGACUAUGCCUUCCCCCAACGCUCCACCGAGGGCAACUACGCCGACAACCUGGAGACCGACGUGCUGAUCGUCGGGGCCGGCUUCAGUGGCAUCUACAUUCUGCACGAGCUGCGCAAGCUGGGCCUCAAGACGGUCAUCUACGAGGCCAGUAACGAGAUCGGCGGCACCUGGCGGUGGAACUGCUACCCGGGGGCGCGGGUCGACUCCAAAGUGCCCCUGUACCAGCUCUCCAUCCCGGAGACCUACAAGGACUGGACUUGGACAACCAACUACCCCGACUUCAACGAACUGCGCGCCUACUUUGCGCACGUCGACAAGGUGCUCUCCAUCAGCAAGCACGUCGCCUUCGGCAGCACGGUGAUCGACGCACACUUCAACCAAACCACGUCCCGCUGGACCAUCAAAACCAAGGACGGCCGCACCGCCACCGCCAAAUACUUCAUCGUCGCCGCCGGCGUGUCCGCGAAGCCCUACAUCCCCGACUACACGGGCAUCGACUCCUUCCGGGGCGAAAUCCACCACACCUCCUUCUGGCCGCAAGAGGACGUCGACAUCCGCGGCAAACGCUGCGCCAUCAUCGGCACCGGCGCGUCAGGCAUCCAAGUCACCCAAGCCUGGGGGCCCGUGGCCUCAUCGCUCAAGGUCUUCCAACGCACCCCCAACUACGCGAUCCCGAUGCGCAAGGUCGACCUCACGGCGGAAGAGCAAAACAACCAAAAGCCCCUGUACCCGCAGCUCUUCGAGAUGCGCGAGAAGACCUUCACCGGCUUCCUGUGCGAGUUCACCGAGCGUCUCACCUGCGAAGACAGCCCCGAGGAGCGCGAGGCGUUCUACGAGAGCCGGUGGGAGGCGGGCGGGUUCGACUUCUCGACGGCGAACUACAAGGACGCGCUGCUGUUCCCGGACUCCAACCGCCUGCUGUACAACUUCUGGGCCAAGAAGGUGCGGGCGCGCGUCGACGAUCCCAAGGUCAAGGAUCUGGUCGCGCCGCUGGAGCCGCGCUACUUCUUCGGCGCAAAGCGCUCCUCCCUCGAGAUCAACUACUACGAGCAGUUCAACCGCCCGUCCGUCAGCCUGGUCGACAUCCACGCCAACCCCAUCGCCGAAAUCACCGAAACCGGCAUCCGUCUCCAGGACGGCACCCUCCACGAAGUCGACGUCAUCUGUCUCGCCACGGGCUUCGACACCACCACCGGCAGCAUGACCAACAUGGGUCUGCGCAGCGUCACCGGCUCAACCCUGGCCGAUGACUGGAAGGCCGGCGCCCACACGUACCUCGGCCUGACCGUCUCGGGCUACCCCAACAUGUUCCACCUGUUCGGCACCCACGGCCCCACCUUGUUCAGCAACGCGCCCACCACCAUCGAGAUCCAGGGCCGCUGGAUCCGCGACGCCAUCAAGCACAUGGAGCGCCAGGGCAUCGCGAGCAUUAACCCGACCGAGGCCGCGUGUCGCACCUGGAAGAAGCAGAUCACCGCCUUCUCGAAGGCCAGUCUCUUCCCCACCACCUCGUCCACCUACAUGGGCGGUGGUAUCCCCGGGAAGGCGUACGAGUUGGUCUCAUAUCCCGGGGGUCAGCCCCUGUAUGCCAGGCAGAUUCAUGAUGCCUUGCCCGCGUUCGCUGGGUUUGAGGUCCGGAAGAACGAUGGAGAGACGGCCACGAAUAAGGAGCCGCAUACCAUUGAUGCCACGACGGACUUUUUGUUGAGAUUGUUUGGGAUGCCCCCGUUGGAGGAGUAG